Molecule: messenger RNA, 1330 nt
Organism: Topomyia yanbarensis
Lineage: Eukaryota; Metazoa; Arthropoda; Insecta; Diptera; Culicidae
Gene: slf
Exons: 3
Coding region: 161-871 (236 amino acids)
Source: RefSeq, a predicted model, not a curated record
CUAUAAAAUCCCAGCACCCCGAUGAGUUCACUUUUGUUUUCAUUCGAGUGUCUGCCUAUCUAGAUAAGGAAAAGAGCGUCUCCGGAGCUCUAAAGUAAAGUUGCAUUUUUCGUGGUUCAGCUCUUUGUGCUACAGUGCCGAACGAAGUGAACCCCACAAGAUGAAGUUACUAGCAUUAGUGCUGGCGUCACUGAUCGCCAUCUGUCUAGCCGAACCAAAGCCUGCCAUCAACGAAGUCAAAUCGAACCAGCCGCAGCAGAAGCCGGGCCGAUUCCUAUCACUGCCGGUGCCAGAAAAAUGCGCGUCACGUCCCAAAGCAUUCAACUACCGUGGACAUAACUACUUCUACAGCGGGCACGUUCCCGCCCUGGCCGACAAGCGCGUUGACUGGCUAGAUGGGCGCAACAUCUGCCGCGAGUACUGCAUGGACCUGGUUUCGCUCGAAACCCAGGAGGAGAAUAAUCUGAUCUUCCGUCUGAUCCAGCAAAACGACAUUCCAUACAUCUGGACGGCCGGUCGUCUGUGUGACUUCAAGGGUUGUGAAAACCGUCCGGAUCUGGAACCAAAGAACAUUUACGGAUGGUUCUGGUCCAACAAUCGUGAGAAGAUCCAAGCCACCAAUAAAAUUCCCAACGGCUGGGGCUACAAUCCGUGGAGCAAAUCGGGUCACAAAAAGAUCCCCCAACCAGACAAUGCUGAGUUCGACAUCAACCAGACCACAGAGUCGUGCCUGUCGGUUCUGAACAACGUGUACAAUGACGGUAUUGGAUGGCAUGAUGUUGCCUGCUAUCAUGAGAAACCGGUCGUGUGCGAGGAUUCCGAGGAACUACUAAAUUACGUAGCUGCCACAAAUCCGGGAAUCCGUCUUUAAUCCUAUAGAGAAGAAAUCUAAUUUAGAAUACGACAGUCUCCUCGAAAAGAAAACACCUUAAAACUAAAAAAAAAUCAUUGCCAAGCUUCCUUCUCACUCUAAGAAUCCAUAAUCAAGCAAUUCACACCCUUUUAUAUGGUACAAGUGUUACAUCGAGGCAAAGCACUGCAAUCAAAAUCAAUACGCUUGAAGGACUAAAAGCUACCCCUACUCAUGAGCCAAGCAAACGCGUCAGCGGGAAUCGAACUAAGCUAAGCAGCAAUGUCGACGCACAACAUUAUUGCAGAACAACACACAACCAACACUGCAAUAUGUUAACUAAAUGUAUAUUUAUUUUAUAAAUAGAUUUUUUAAAGUAUUUUCUCCGUGUAACUUUCAUGAGACUUGAACUGCUGCAAACGAAUGAAGCAAAAUUUUAAAUAAAUGUGCAAAAAAAACCGAAAUUAUUACAACUAAGAA